UCAGCACUAACCAGAGUAUAAGAAAUGGACUUUGGACAGACAGACUGACUCCUGGGGCCUGCCAACAGUCAAAAUGUCCAAAGGGCCUCUUAUUCUCUGGCUGCUGAUUGAACUUGGGCGGCUUUCUCUGAUUCUAGCUGCACCAGACACUGUGAGAGGGUUUUUGGGUCAGUCGGUGACCUUGCCCUGUAAGUACUCAUCCUGGUCUGAAAACAGCAACAGCAUGUGCUGGGGCAAGGGCCCAUGUCCCAAAUCCAAGUGCAACAAUGAGCUUCUCCACACUGAUGGGAUGACGGUGUUGUCCAGGAAGUCAUCAAAAUAUGAACUUCAGGGCAAUAUCCGACAAGGCGAUGUCUCCUUGACCAUCUUGAACACCAACGAAGGUGACAACAGUGUAUACUGCUGCCGCAUAGAGGUCCCUGGCUGGUUCAAUGACGUGAAAAAGAACAUUCGCCUGCAGCUGAGGAGAGCUCCAACAACCAAGAGCCCAACAACCACUACUGCCAUGACGACAACCAUAGCUGUGCUUCCAACAACAGCUGUGACUACACCUGAACUCACAACCAGAACACCACUUCAGACUACCCUCACAGCUGUGGCAACCACAUGCCCCCCAACAGUAUCAACCUUUCUUCCUGAAGCAACCCCAGUUCUUGAGACCACUGAGCCUUCAAUGGGAGCACCCACCUUCACUACAGAAUCAGAAAGUUUCUUUCUCUCCAGUGACUCUGAGAGAAGCACCGAGGUGACCUCUGGAAACAUUGCCUUGCUUACAUCCAGAGAAUCUGAAGGUUGGGGUCUCCAGUCAACGUCCCAGACAUCAAUGUGGGAAAUGAGUGAGUCAGUGACUUUUCCUCAGCCAAGAGGCUAUAUCACCAGUGGUCCAGAAGGGGGCAGCAUAAGCCAGAUGCUACCUAUGGAAGAACACCUGAAGGCUUGAAGUUGUCACUUUCAAAGUCCUAGGAUUGUGUUAAGAUUGUAUCAUUGAGUUGACUUAUAUCAGAACUAAAUUUGCUUUAAAAGUACAUACAGAUGAGUCCUGUGUCUAUGAAUUUAAUGAGUCAAAAUACUUAGUUAUCAGUUUUUAAACAGACCCACUGAGAAUAUAGAGUGCUUUUAUUUCCAGUUGAUUUCUGGCACGUAGCCCACUGGCUAGAGUUUGUAUUUUCAAAUAGGAUGCUAAUAUGCUCUUUUUCUUUCCUCUCAGAGUGGUUAUAAUCAUGAUUUUUUGAGUCAUUCAGAGUUGAGUUCAAAUUUCCUUUUAUUAUCUGUGCUACCUUGAAAGAGUGAUUUAAACUUAUUCAGCCUCAGUUUAUGUCUGUAGAAUGGAUGGUAUAAGCAUGAAGUGAGAUAAUUUAUAUGAAGUGCUUAUCGCUCUGCCAGGCAUACUGUAGUGCUCAAUAAGUUGACUUUUACGGGGAGUUCCAAGUAAUUUUGAAGCAAAUUUCCACCAGUGGGAUGGCAAACGGGGUGAUGUUCAAAAUGGAUUUUAAAAGAUUUUCUUAACUCAAAAUUCAAUGCCAUUCCAGAUCUGCACAUAGCAUGUAGUUUUAUUUCAGUGAGUAAGUUCGAAUCCACUACCUUAGGCAUAACCCUCUUGAGGGGAAGUCUCAUCACUCUAGGGUCUGAAGGUCUGAAGGUUUUAGCAUUAAAAUUGUGCUCUGAUAUAACACAUUUAAUUCCCUGACUCCAUGGGUGUUGUUUUUGCAUCCGGGGACUAACUAUACCAGAAGUCAGCAAACUCUUCUGUAAAGGGCCAGACUGUACAUAUUUUCGGUCCUACCAGCCAUGCUGGUGGUCUCAACUACUCUGCUCUGCCCUUGUAGUACAAAAGCAGCCCCAGAUAACACAUGAACAAAUGGGCACUUCAAGAAAACUUUACUGAUGGGCAUUCAAUAUGAAUUGCCUGUAGUUUGCAUGUGUGUUGAGUUAUUCUUCUUUUGAUUUUUCCCCAAUAAAAAAAUAUUAAAAUGAUUCCUAGCUCUCAGGCUGUACAAAAACAGGCAGCAGGUUGGAUUCAACCCUUGGGCUAUAGUUUGGCAACCCUUAAUCUAUAUCAUCCAGAUACAGGACACAUUCUUUAGAAAGGGCAGAUGUGAGUCUCCUUCAACAGAGCUCUUCCAGCAUAUGCACUGAAUACUGCUUCUUAUCCUACUAGAUGAUAAAAGUAAAGGCAAUGUUUUUAUGUUGUGGUUUUAACAUUUACACUUUAUAUUUUUAUGUUAUAAAAUAAAUACAUGCUCUUGUAAAAGAAAACAGCAAAACACUGUAAAGUGAAAUGUCCUUGUAUUCUAAACAUUCUUCCCAAGCCCUCACCCCAAAUGACCAAGAUGAAGAAAUAAUUACCAUAACAGUUUGGGCUAUAUCUUUCCAGAUCAUUUUCUUUUCUCACAACAGAGUAACGUCUAUCAUUUUUUUUCACACAAAAAUUUUUACAAAAUCAUUUUUAAAUGUACUUUAAAAUGUAUUCAACAUUUUUUUCAAUAAAUCUUUAUUACAAAGCCACUAUGCAUGUAUUAGUUUGAACCAUAUGAAAUGCUGAUAUUUAAACCACUUUUUAAAAGCUUUUUAUUUUGAAACAGUUUUAGACUCAAUACAAACUUGCAAAAAUAGUACAGAGAAAGCUAUAUGUUCCUCCAGUUUCCCCCUCCCCCGCCACAAACAUCUUACAUAACUGUAGCACGUGGUCAAAGUAGGAAAUGGACAUUGGCAUGAUGCAAUUAACAAGUCUACAAACUCUACUUGUAUUUCACCAGUUUUUACAUGCAUUCAUUAUCUAAAAGCAAACAAACAAACCAUUUUUGAUAUACAGAAAAGUCUCUCUGCCUAUAUAUAAGUCUAUAUUCUCGCUCUAGAGACUUAUAUGUAUUACAUAUAUAUGUAUAUUACACACAUAUUACAAACACACAUAUAUGUAAUAUACAUAUAUAACAUGUAAUAUACAUACAUGCGUAUUA
Molecule: messenger RNA, 2957 nt
Organism: Acinonyx jubatus (cheetah)
Lineage: Eukaryota; Metazoa; Chordata; Mammalia; Carnivora; Felidae
Gene: TIMD4
Product: T cell immunoglobulin and mucin domain containing 4
Exons: 6
Coding region: 74-940 (288 amino acids)
Source: RefSeq, a predicted model, not a curated record